AUGAUGCAGUCCUUUGAGACAAGGAUAGUUGGGUUCAUAGUUGUUGGCUUUUUCAUAGUCUUCUCGGUGUUCUGGAGCUUUCCUGAAGAGUCCGGGGCUGCAGUCAAAUGUCCUGAAACAAAACCACAUCGGCCAUCCAAUUUUGACUCGCACAAAGCAACUCUUUCCAAAAUAUUGCACAGCAAAGAGUUCAGAAAUGCUUCUGUGAUGAAAUUGCAAGCUGCAAUCAGAACAAGGACUGAGGUUUAUGAUGAUGAUCCCAUAUCUGUUGAGGAAGAUCUUACGUACUGGUCGAAAUUCGAAAAGUUCGAACAACUACUCAAAUCUACGUUUCCUCUAUUUUACAGCAAAACCACUCUCCACAAGGUCAAUUAUCAUGGAUUGGUGUAUAUUUGGGAGGGAAGUGACUUGUACUUGAAGCCCCUGGUUUUGAUGGCUCACCAGGAUACGGUGCCCGUUUCAAAUAUUACCCUCAGCCAAUGGGAACACGAUCCUUUUAGUGGUGACUACGAUGGAGAAAACGUUUACGGUAGGGGAAUUGCUGACUGCAAAGACCAGCUUAUUGGACUAUUGGAAGCUGCAGAAGAGCUGAUCAAUAACGGUUUUUCGCCAAGACGGACCAUUAUCUACUCUUUCGGCUUCGAUGAAGAAGUUGGUGGCCCAAGAAACAAGAACGCGGAAUGGCUCGAGGCGAAAUACGGCAAAGACUCCAUGUACGCAAUUCUGGAUGAAGGAGGGGUCAAUUUGGACACCAUUCAAGGAGUUAAAAUGUCUGUCCCAGGAACAGCGGAGAAAGGCUACAUGGACCUGAAAAUUAUCCUAGAAACGCCAGGAGGGCAUUCGUCGAUUCCGCCUAAGCACACAUCAAUUGGCAUGAUUGGCGAGAUGAUUGUGGAGCUCGAAAGAACGGAAUUCCCGACGUAUUUUACCGAAAAAAAUCCUGCGUUCUGGGAAUACGUCUGCGUUGCAGAGCACUCGCCCGACAUGGAUUCAUCGGUUAAAAAAAGUAUUCUCAGUGCAGGACACAACCAGAAGGCCAACGAGGUUGCAAGGAAAUACAUAGAUGUGGAUCUCGGCAAGGGAUUUGUUGUCAAGUCAACAAGGGCCCUUGACAUCAUAACUGGAGGAGUCAAGGCCAACGCUCUACCAGAAUAUGUGGAACUCACGGUGAACGUACGGAUUGCCAUGGAGGAGACGGUGGAUACUGUGACGAAGAGAGUUCUGGCUACCAUUGAGCCGGUUAUUGAUAGAUAUCAUCUGGGCCUUGCACUUGACCUUGAUGGGCGUCAAGAAAUCAAGCCUAGAAAGCCAGCCGGAAACUGUCUGGUUAAAGUCGUUCAAGCGGUUCCGCCUGCUCCCUUGACCCCCACUCGGGGUAACCAUUGGAACAUAUUUGCCGGAACCAUCCACCAUGUCUAUGAAGACCUUGUGGCUCCAGAUUCAACAGGCCUCAUUGUUGCUCCGGGUAUAGGUUCUGGAAACACAGACACCAAGUACUAUUGGAACCUCACAGAACAUAUCUACAGAUACAGGCCCGGCUUGUUACCAGGUGUCUACUCUAAGGAGCACGGGAUCAACGAAUAUAUUCCAAUGGACUCUCAUCUGCACUUGAUUGCGUUCUAUUAUGAGUAUAUUUUAAGUGUCGACGAGACGGACGAUUGA
Ogataea angusta is the source of this 1662-nucleotide messenger RNA. RefSeq lists its product as uncharacterized. The coding region runs from base 1 to 1662 and encodes 553 amino acids. The transcript has a single exon. The record is from RefSeq and is a predicted model, not a curated record. Gene Ontology annotation, cellular component: fungal-type vacuole lumen. Gene Ontology annotation, molecular function: metallocarboxypeptidase activity. NCBI's taxonomy places the organism in Eukaryota, Fungi, Ascomycota, Pichiomycetes, Pichiales, Pichiaceae.